Molecule: messenger RNA, 2067 nt
Organism: Sphenostylis stenocarpa
Lineage: Eukaryota; Viridiplantae; Streptophyta; Magnoliopsida; Fabales; Fabaceae
Source: the annotation of a GenBank genome assembly
AUGGAACAAUUUAGGCAAAUUGGGGAGGCACUAGGGGGAUUGAAAUCUGUUAUGGUAUUCCGGGAGAACAUUCAAAUCAAUCAGAGGCAAUGUUCUCUGUUGCUUGAUGUGUUCAACAUUACGUAUGAGUGUAUUGCAAAUGAGAUUAUACAGAACCUGAAAUUUGAAGAGAAGAAUGUGAAGUGGAAGAUUCUAGAACAGCCCUUGAGAGAGAUACAUAGGAUUUUCAGAGAAGGUGAAUCAUACAUUAGGCACUGCCUAGAAACAAAGGACUUGUGGGCAAAAGCCAUUACCUUGUGCCACAACACAGAUUGUGUUGAGUUUCAUAUACACAACUUGCUUUGGUGCAUGCCAGUUGUAAUUGAAGCUAUUGAGUCUGCAGGAGAAGCAUCAGGGUUCGAUCAAGAGGAGAUGCAAAGGAAGAGGAUUAUCAACUCUAACAAAUACAGGAACGAGUACAGAGACAUGAAACUUUUCCAGUGGAAAUUUGGGAAGCAGUACCUCAUCACUCCAGAGUUAUGCCACCGUUAUGAUACAGUUUGGAAGGAAGAUAGAUGGUUCCUUUACAACAAACUUCAUGAAAAGAAAGAGGAAGGUGUAACAAAAUUUGAGAAGAAAUUGAUAGAUUUGCUUUUGAAAAAAUUGGAAAGAUCAGAAUCGCUAGCAGGGAGGCUCCUGCCAAGCUCAAUAUUGGUUAGUUCUAAGGACUUUCAGGUGAGGAGAAGAAUGGGGAAUGCGAGUCAGUACAAGGAGAUUUCAUGGUUAGGUGAAAGCUUUGUCAUAAGACAUUUUACCGGGGACAUUGAAGCUUUGCAGCCUGAGAUCAUAGAACUUUUAUCUCUCUGCCAUCCACAUAUAAUGGACUGCCUUUGUGGCUUUACUGAUGAGGAGAAGAAAGAAUGCUUUUUGCUAAUGGAACUCAUGAGCAAAACCCUUGCCACCCACAUCAAAGAGAUUCACGGUCCACGGAAGCGAAUACCAUUCUUGCUUCAUGUGGCAGUUGAUCUUAUGCUUCAGAUUGCCAGGGGAAUGGAGUAUUUGCAUUCAAAAAAAUUAUAUCAUGGAGAACUAAACCCUUCAAGCAUUCUUGUUAAGCCUAGAGGUACAUCCCCAGAGGGCUACUUGCAUGCCAAGGUAACUGGGUUCGGACUAACUUCUGUCAAGGAUUUGAAUCAGAAAGGGAACACAAAUCAGAAUGGAACUCUCCCAUUCAUCUGGUACUCUCCUGAAGUACUAGAAGAGCAAGAAAACUCAGGGGGUGCAGCAAACUCCAAGUACACACAGAAAUCUGAUGUUUACAGUUUUGGAAUGGUUUGCUUUGAGCUUCUAACUGGCAAAGUCCCUUUUGAAGAUAGUCAUCUCCAAGGGGAGAAAAUGAGCAGAAACAUAAGGGCAGGAGAGAGACCACUUUUCCCACUCAAUUCACCCAAAUAUGUUAUUAACUUGACAAAGAGAUGUUGGCAUACUGACCCACAUCAGCGUCCAAGCUUCUCUACCAUAUGUAGAGUUCUUCGUUAUGUAAAAAGAUUUCUUGCAAUGAAUCCUGGUUACGGUAGUCAGCCAGAGCCACCAUUGCCAGCAGUAGAUUAUGGUGAUGUAGAGUCGGUGCUCCUGAGGAGGUUUCCAUCUUGGGGAAGUUCUGAAUCAUCACCUGUAUCAAUCAUUCCAUUUCAAAUGUUUGCCUAUCAAGUUAUAGAGCGAGAAAAAAUAAAUGCGGUCUUUAAGGAUAACUCGGAGUCAGGAAGUGAUGCUUCAGCCUGUGGCGAUGAACUUGUUACCUCAGGGGAUGAACCGUUUCCAUCCACAGCUGAAAGGAAGUCUUUGCUUGGACAUGACAUUAUGAACAGAAGGAUUACUUUGACCAGGAAAUCUCUUGAUUUGAAGCUCACCAAACAACAAGGUUACCUUCUGGACUUAUUGCUCUUGUUGAACCCCGAAAGCGAGAUCAGCCAGGCCUCCACAAAUGUCCCCUCGUGCAAGAAGUUUGAGGAUUACAUCAGAGAACCACAUAAUAUCAAAUCCAAGGGCAAUAAGAAGAGUAUCUUCUGGUCAUGUCUCAGACUCUGA